This is a messenger RNA of Sander lucioperca (pikeperch), 1877 nucleotides long. RefSeq names its product organic solute transporter subunit alpha. The record is from RefSeq and is a predicted model, not a curated record. Gene Ontology annotation, molecular function: transporter activity. Lineage: Eukaryota; Metazoa; Chordata; Actinopteri; Perciformes; Percidae. Gene Ontology annotation, biological process: transport. Bases 291 to 1523 code for a protein of 410 amino acids. The transcript is spliced from 7 exons.
AUGGACUUGGACCCCCCACUACCUGUCCACUCACCUGUCUCUAGUCAAUCAUUAAUGUCUCCAGUCAGACAGGAAACGUUCAGGUUGACACGGAAACCGACCCUUCCCGACACCAGGCUCCCAUCCCUGAUCCGGGAGACUCUCCAGCUUAGUUUGCUGCUGUGGUGUGCUUUAGCUGGCCGUGGAUCAGAAGCAGGAGUUUGGAGCCGAUUGUUCUACGUUGGCCUGUCGGUGUUUGUUAUGUGACGGGUGGACAGAGACCGAGAGGAGCCGAGCAUUAGAGAGAGAGAAUGGGGAGAGGAACCAACUGUAGCUGGAUUGGGCCUGAGAUCCCUCUGUCAUCACAGAUCUUCAGUGCCCUUAAAGAUGAUCUGUGGCUCCUCCUGAUCCCGGCCGGCCUGGCUGCCAUCUUACUGGCCGUGUUCCUGGAGGAGGUGGGCUUCUUCCUGCGCCACAUCCCCUCAUCCAGACGGAGACGCCUCUACCUGUGGAUAUUAGGAAUGUACCCGGUAUUUGCCCUGACCUCCCUUAUAGCGCUGUAUGUGCCGCGCUCGUCCUCGCUGUGUAAUUUCAUCGCCUCACUGUAUCACUCCAUCACCUUGCUGAAGUUCAUGGGACUGAUCACAGACUUCUUUGGAGGGAAAGCUCGUAUGCUGGCUGCUCUGUCAGGACAGCACGUAUCUCCAGACCCUUUCCCCUGCUGCUGCUGCUGCUGUCUGCCAAUGGUGACCAUCACCCGCAGCCGCGGCUGGAUGCUGGCUGCUGUGCUGCAGCUCUCUGUCAUCCGCAGCAUCCUGUUCUUCGUCACACUGGUCCUGUGGACAGAUGAACAGUAUGACUACGGUGAUGUGGAUUCUGCCAACCCCAACCUGUACGUGAACGCUAUUAUAGGUUUGUCAACCUUCGUGUCCUUCUACGGCCACCUGCUCUUUUACAAAGCCACUAAGAGUGCGUUGCAUGGCUACGGACUGAGAGCCAAGUUCAUCUGCAUCAUCGUGGUGUUGGUGCUGUGUGGCCUACAGAGUGGCAUCUUAGAGACCAUGGGUGCUCUGGAGGUUAUCCCCUGCACGCCACCCUUCUCUGUGCUGACCAGGUCACAGUUGAUCUACCACUACUGUGUGAUUGUGGAGAUGUUCUGCAUCGGCCUAUAUGCCCGCCACACUUUCCGUAAGGUGGAGCCAAACGUGCUGCAGGAUGUGGAGGGCCCCGUCAGUGUCUGGCAGAUGGAAAAGGCUGUUCAAACAGACGAUGUUCAGAUGACACAUCACAGACCCGGCCAGCUCCGCCGCGGCCUCGUCAGUGCCUCCAAUCCCGGCUACAGCAGUGACAGCGAGGACAGCCUGUGCAGGAUUGAGCAUGCGCCCCUAGAUGGUUUCGCGUUCCCUCAGGCCAGAGGUCAGCAGCCAGCCAGGACAGAACCAGUGGAGCCCAGGUCUGCAGAGGACCCUGGUGUAGAUCUGAGCCACAUUACUGUGAGGGCUGAUAUUAACUUUCAGGACUCUAAGGAUGUCACUGUGGUUUGACAAGCUAUGGGGCAGAGACCUCGGUCACAUUUAGGUCACAGGUUAAACCCAACAUGUCCAGUUUGGCUACACUUCAUCAUAACCUGUCUUGGGCUCAUGCAUACUUCACCGGAGUGUCUCCAGAGUUGAGUGAGCCUGAGCAGCUGCAAGAUAACACAAGGCUGGUGUUUGUGCCUCUCUGACUCUCAUGGGCGUAGGAAGCCUUCACAAAGUGGGUAGGACAAUGUAAUGUGGUGGGGGGGGGAGGGGGUCCUCUCCCAGAAAACUUUGAACAGAGUAGAUGUCAUUUACUGUAUUCUGGUGCCUUUUAGAAGGUGGUUUGAUGCUUUUAUUUGGCUAUACUAUGAGAGAAAU